Messenger RNA from Pyrenophora tritici-repentis Pt-1C-BFP, 1326 nucleotides. Its product is annotated as aldoxime dehydratase. NCBI's taxonomy places the organism in Eukaryota, Fungi, Ascomycota, Dothideomycetes, Pleosporales, Pleosporaceae. The record is from RefSeq and is a predicted model, not a curated record.
AGGGGGAUUCCUCUGAAAAUUUUGCACAAGCCUGACAACGUAUCCGAAAUGCUGGAAAGUGCCAUCCCAAAGCACCUUCGCCGGGAGCGAAAAUGUCCUGUCAGUACACCGGCAAAUUAUGUCCCGCCUUUUCCUGCAUAUUGCGCACGGUUCCCGACCAAGAUGGAUAACCUCGUUAUGGCAAUCAUGGGCGCGCAGCAUGCCUGUACAAUAGGCGCCGACAGUGCAGGCAUUUCGACCAUCAAGGAAUUUGUCCGCGAUGCGCCAGAGUCGCUGCGGCCCUCAUUCUGGGAAGUCACCUCUGUGGUAGACAAAAAGGGUGCCUAUAAUGUCGCUGUAGUGGCAUACUGGCCCAGCACGAAUCUGCAUAGGGAUUGGCAAGAAAAGUCGGGUUUCAACGUGUGGUGGCAGAGUUCCGAUAGGGAGAAGGAUGGGUAUGGGUGGUUUCAGGAAGUCUUGUCUCCAACCGUUGACCGUUUUGAGACGGUUUUCUCGAAUUCCGAACAUCCAGAAGGCGCGGCCAACAUGCAGGAAAAGAUCUCAGGCGAAAUGGAGGAGCAUGGGUACUGGGGCAGUAUGCGUGACCGUCUUGCAGCCGCCCAAGACGAUGAACUCAAAGGCACCAAGUGGGUCGAUAGCGGCAAUGCCGGCAAUGCCUCCCACGCAAACGGAGGCUCAUCAAAGCGUACCCGUAUAGCAGGCAAACGGAACCUCUGCGUAAUUCGAUCCGGCCAGGAUUGGUCCGACACGCUUCCCGAAGAGCACAAAUUAUAUCUCGAAACGAUACAUCCAGUACUCGUCAAGGGCAUGAACUUUCUGCGCGAUGAAGGUCGCCAAACGGGAUGUUAUGCGAUGAAUCUGUGGGAUGUCGUGGAUUCCAAGUCACACGAAGUCAAUCAGGAUCGAACAUUUGGCCUUGGCUACUUUGACGACCUGGCCUCGCUCGAAGAUUGGAGUAAAAGCCAUCAGACGCAUGUCAACAUCUUUGGCGGCUUCUUGAUGUAUGCUAAGAAGCUGAACAAUGUGCUGUCGUUGCGCUUGUUCCACGAGAUUUACGUGCUUGAGCAGGACCAGCAGUUCUUCGAGUACAUUGGUUGCCAUGAAGAGAGUGGAAUGAUCAAUUCGUUGCGGGCAGGAAAGCUAGGAAACCGAGGGAAUUGAAUAAGACCUCACAUGUUGUGAUGUUCCGAAUUCCUCACGUGGCACAGCUAGAACGGUUAUGACGACAGCUUGGGAUGAACGUGCACCAGACUCCUCGAGGAACCUACGGAUUUUAGUGUUAGCGAUGCAUUAGUUAUGCGAUGGCAUUAACGAUUGUCUAUACCG